CGCGGGGGCGCUGAGCGCGGGCGGGCGGGCGGGCGCGGCCGGAGCAGCCAUGGACUGCAGCCUGGCGCGGACGCUCGUGCGCAGAUACUGUGCUGGAGAAGAGAACUGGGUGGACAGUCGGACCAUCUACGUGGGGCACAAGGAGCCCCCGCCUGGUGCUGAGGCAUACAUCCUGCAGAGGCACCCCGACAACAGAAUAGUCUCUUCCAAGUACACGUUUUGGAACUUCAUACCCAAGAACUUGUUUGAACAAUUCAGAAGAAUAGCCAACUUUUAUUUUCUUAUCAUAUUUCUGGUGCAGUUGAUUAUCGACACCCCCACGAGUCCAGUAACCAGCGGGCUCCCGCUGUUCUUUGUCAUCACCGUCACCGCCAUCAAACAGGGCUAUGAGGACUGGCUUCGCCACAAGGCAGACAAUGCCAUGAACCAGUGCCCUGUGCAUUUCAUCCAGCAUGGAAAGCUAGUCCGGAAGCAGAGCCGAAAGCUGAGGGUUGGAGACAUCGUCAUGGUCAAGGAGGACGAGACCUUCCCCUGUGACCUGAUUUUCCUCUCCAGCAGCCGCGGAGAUGGGACCUGCCAUGUGACAACCGCCAGCUUAGACGGAGAAUCCAGUCACAAAACUCACUACGCCGUUCAAGAUACUAAGGGGUUUCAUACAGAAGAGGAUAUAGAUGGCUUGCACGCCACGAUUGAGUGUGAGCAGCCCCAGCCUGACCUGUAUAAGUUUGUCGGCCGCAUCAACGUCUACAAUGACCGGAACGACCCCGUGGUGAGGCCGCUGGGGUCAGAGAACUUGCUUCUCAGAGGAGCCACGCUGAAGAACACCGAGAAGAUCUUCGGUGUUGCUAUUUACACAGGCAUGGAAACCAAGAUGGCAUUAAAUUAUCAAUCAAAAUCCCAGAAACGAUCUGCUGUAGAAAAAUCCAUGAACGUGUUCCUCAUUGUGUACCUCUGCAUUCUGAUUAGUAAAGCGCUGAUAAACACUGUCCUGAAGUACGUAUGGCAGAGCGAACCAUUCCGAGAUGAGCCAUGGUAUAAUCAGAAAACCGAGUCAGAAAGACAGAGGAACCUGUUCCUCAGGGCUUUCACAGACUUCCUGGCCUUCAUGGUCCUCUUCAACUACAUCAUCCCCGUGUCCAUGUACGUCACGGUGGAGAUGCAGAAGUUCCUGGGCUCGUAUUUUAUCACCUGGGAUGAAGAAAUGUUUGACGAGGACACGGGGGAAGGACCUCUGGUCAACACAUCAGAUUUAAAUGAAGAAUUAGGACAGGUGGAGUACAUCUUCACAGACAAAACUGGCACACUCACGGAGAACAACAUGGAGUUCAAGGAGUGCUGCAUCGAAGGCCAUGUGUAUGUGCCGCACGCCAUUUGCAAUGGGCAGGUGCUCCCCGGCGCCUCUGGCAUCGACAUGAUUGACUCCUCCCCAGGCACCAGUGCCAGGGAGCAGGAAGAGCUGUUUUUCCGGGCCCUGUGUCUGUGCCACACCAUCCAGGUGAAGGACGACGAUGACGUGGAUGGACCCAGGAAGUCUCCUGACUCAGGGAAGUCCUGUACUUACAUCUCGUCCUCUCCUGAUGAGGUGGCCCUCGUUGAAGGUAUCCAGAGACUUGGUUUCACGUAUCUGAGACUGAAAGACAACUACAUGGAAAUCCUAAAUAGAGAGAACGACGUGGAAAGGUUUGAAUUGCUGGAAAUUUUGAGUUUUGACUCAGUAAGAAGGAGAAUGAGUGUGAUUGUAAAAUCUGCUACAGGAGAAAUCUAUCUGUUCUGCAAAGGAGCAGAUUCUUCGAUAUUUCCCCGAGUGAUAGAAGGCAAAGUGGACCAGAUCCGGGCCAGAGUGGAGCGCAACGCGGUGGAGGGGCUUCGAACCUUGUGUGUUGCCUACAAAAGGCUCAAUCCGGAAGAAUAUGAAGGCAUUUGUACGCUGCUGCAGGCUGCCAAAGUGGCACUUCAAGAUCGAGAAAAGAAGCUAGCAGAGGCCUAUGAACAAAUAGAGAAAGACCUUGUUCUGCUGGGUGCCACGGCUGUCGAGGACAGGCUCCAGGAGAAAGCUGCUGACACCAUAGAAGCUCUGCAGAAGGCUGGGAUCAAGGUCUGGGUUCUCACUGGGGACAAGAUGGAAACAGCAGCUGCCACCUGCUAUGCCUGCAAGCUGUUUAGGAGGAACACACAGCUGCUUGAACUCACCACGAAGAAAAUUGAGGAGCAGAGUCUACACGACGUCCUGUUUGAGCUGAGCAAGACUGUCCUGCGCCAUAGCGGGAGCUUGACAAGGGACAACUUCUCAGGACUGUCUGCAGACAUGCAAGACUAUGGCUUGAUCAUUGAUGGAGCUGCGCUGUCUCUGAUCAUGAAGCCCCGAGAGGACGGAAGCUGUGGCAACUACCGAGAGCUGUUCCUGGAGAUCUGCCGAAACUGCAGCGCUGUGCUCUGCUGCCGCAUGGCACCCCUGCAGAAGGCUCAGAUUGUUAAAUUAAUCAAACUUUCAAAGGAGCACCCCAUCACGUUAGCCAUUGGUGAUGGCGCCAACGACGUCAGCAUGAUCCUGGAGGCGCACGUUGGCAUUGGUGUCAUUGGGAAGGAGGGUCGUCAGGCUGCAAGGAACAGCGACUAUGCAGUCCCAAAAUUUAAGCACCUGAAGAAGAUGCUGCUUGUUCACGGACAUUUCUAUUACAUCCGGAUAUCUGAGCUCGUGCAGUACUUCUUUUAUAAGAAUGUCUGCUUCAUUUUCCCUCAGUUUUUAUACCAGUUCUUCUGUGGAUUUUCACAACAGACUUUGUACGACACUGCCUACCUGACACUGUACAACAUCAGCUUUACUUCCCUCCCGAUCCUCUUGUACAGCCUGAUGGAACAGCAUGUCAGCAUAGACACGCUCAGGAGAGACCCUUCCCUCUACAGAGAUAUUGCUAAGAACGCUCUACUCCGCUGGCGCGUGUUCAUUUACUGGACAUUCUUAGGAGUAUUUGAUGCUCUGGUAUUCUUCUUUGGUGCUUAUUUCAUGUUUGAAAACACGACGGUGACCAGCAAUGGACAGAUCUUUGGAAACUGGACGUUUGGGACGCUGGUGUUCACCGUGAUGGUAUUUACAGUGACACUGAAGCUGGCGCUCGACACGCACUACUGGACGUGGAUAAACCACUUUGUCAUCUGGGGGUCGCUGCUGUUCUACAUCGUCUUCUCCCUCCUCUGGGGAGGGAUUAUCUGGCCAUUCCUCAAUUAUCAAAGGAUGUACUAUGUGUUCAUCCAGAUGUUGUCCAGCGGCCCAGCCUGGCUGGUCAUCAUCCUCCUCAUCACUGUCAGCCUCCUUCCUGACGUUCUCAAGAAAGUCCUGUGUAGGCAGCUGUGGCCCAGCGCCACAGAGAGAGUCCAGACUAAGAACCAGUGCCUUUCUGUCGAGCAGUCCACCAUCUUUAUGCUCUCUCAGACCUCCAGCAGUCUGAGUUUCUAACGGAACAAGGUGAUGCUUUUCUGUCAUUUGGCGGUGGGGUUACAGUCACAGGAAGAGAGGGCCGCCUCCUCGCUGAGAGCCAUCCCCCUCUGCUCCCGGGCUGGCCUCUGCUGUCCCGGAUGUGCAUGUGUCAGGAGCUCCUGGGGUGACCUGGGUCUGAGGGCUGCCCAGGCUGUGGUCUGUGCUCUGUGUCCACGGGAGGGGCCAGGUCCCCACGCCCCUGGCCAGCACUUAGGGCUGCACACUGGCCAGUGGCUACCAGCGGCCCUUGCACACAGGUGUGGGUGCGGCCCCUCCUAAGUUGCUUGAGCCUACGUGAGCCGAGUCCCCUCAGCACCACACCCUCUCUGCAGCCCGUGGCGCGUGGACAGCAGGACCUCCUCACUCAUGCACCCAUUCCACGGACAGGGAGACUGAGGCCCUCCAGAGGGCCUUGCAGAAAAGAGAGGGCUCGGGCUGAGCCACUCCGACCAGGGACAGAGACAGAGAGAUGUGUUUGGGCCAAGUAGUUUUUCGAAUUCUCUUUUAACUUUUUUUAAAAAAAAUCUGUUUUAAGGAAAAGCCUCUACUCUGCUGUACACGGUAGUGUUGGCUUAUUUCUUAGCAGCACGGGGCCACGUCCGGGGCCACGUCUGUGGCAGCUGCUGGGACCCAGUGUGCCCACGAGUAGCCAAGAUUGUAGGGACACAUCUGCCCAGGGAUGGCUUUGUCCGUUUCUCGUCUGUUUGUCCAUGUGUCUGAAUGCCACAUUCAUGGAGGCUUCAUAUCAGAGAUGCUUUGAAAAUAUGUGUUUCCUGGUGCAGCUGAGUUCAUUGGAAAAUAUCCCAGUAAGAAAAGGGGUUUUAUUUAAAUGACUGUUCAUCCUCAAGUUCAAAUACUGUUUUUUUAACUAACAGGAUGGUACAUUUUUUAACUUCUGGUAAUUAUCAACAAUCAAAAUUUUUCUACUCUGGUGCCAUCAGAACUUGCUAGAAUAAAUGACAUGAUUCCAUCUCACUACGUACAUACUUGGAAACAUUUGGGAUGCACGUAUUAGACGGAGCACCAUAAGUCAUAGGAUGUGCUUAUGAGAUGGAUUAAAUCUUGCCAACUCUGGGCUAGAAAUACAUAAUUGCCCUGUUGACGGAUGAGGUUUGCUACGAGUUGCUCUCACAGCCGCCUCUGGCUGCUUGGGGCAGGCUGGUGCUGGGUGGCUGCAGCAUCCAGGGCCACACCUGCACCAGCCAGAGCGCGUGGUAUGCACACGGGCGGGCGCUUGUGCUUCUGGGAGCCCACCCAGACACCUGCAAAGCUUUGGAGGAAUAGACCUGGACCAGUCUUCCUUUAUGUGGAUGGCAUUUCCUUCCACCUGUUCUGCUAAAAUCAAAAACGUCACAGGCACCACAGGUUCUAUGUGUAUGCCUACGUAACCUACGUGUACGUAUUUAUACACGCAAUCAGCUGGGUUAGCCCAUGCCCCGAUUAGUUCAUCCUUCCCCUUGUCAGGAGACAUCCUGCAUCUCACACUUCAUACUUCUUCACCUCUUAAAAUUCCCUUCUUCCUGGUGACCGAGACCCUAAUACGUUUGGCUAGAAAGCCAGCAUUGGGAUGCCUGGCCGCAUUGACCUGAGGCACUGUGACACCCACACCCCUCGGGGGUCUAGCCUUGGGUGGGACUCAUGUGUCCAACAGGAGUCGGGGCGACGGACGGGGGCAGAGGGGCAGGCAGGUGCGGUUCCUCCCCCGGGGGUAAGCACUGAGGAAGCUGCGUGGGAGCAGCCAGUCUGGCCCUUCCUGCUGAGCUGCCCAUGGGCCCUCAGCCCACUGCCCGGGCCUGCCCUGUUCUCCUCCCUGUGACCUGUCCUGACCCUCGGUCUUUGUCACGUGAAGGGCAGUUAGGAAGACCAGCUCCUUCCCUGGCAGCGCCCACAUGGAGAGCCUGUGCCCAUCCUACUGCCCCCAGCUCACAUGGACGUCCAGGGGACACGCACUGCUGGCUCAGGCCCCGUGCCCGGCUGUGAGGCAGGGUCGCACUCUCCAACGGGAAGUGCUUUUGGGGCCAGGCGCAGCCCCUCUCAGUAUUUUUCCUCACCUUGCAGCAGAGCACGAAACUCAAAGCAUCGGUCGCUGCUGCGCCGAGCAUGGACGGGCCACUUCUGAAGGACCUCUUGCCGCGGCCGAGGCGCCAUUAGCCAAGGAUAGGUAACAGUGUCUGCCACACUGCUGGCAGGCCUCCUGGGUGUGCUGUGAUCCUUCCAAACUGUCCAUUUUUCCUCCAAAGUUUUGCUGUGCUGUGCCAUUUUGGUAACAAAGGUUCAUGAUGAAAAACAAACACUUUUUACGCACACAUGUGUAUUUCUCCCAGGUAAGUGACCUGAGCAUGGCUGGGCUGCAUGUGGCUGUGUACAGGAUGCACAUACUCACGUGUGCCAUGGCCAGCGUCUUUCCACAUGCAUUUAUGGGAGGCCACUCACCCUGUGUGCCCUGUGAUUAGUCUGUAGAACAAAGCUCAUUUCUCGGCUGUGGUCAUGGAAGGAGCUUCCUCUUAAAGGUGUAUCAGGAAAGACCAAAUUGUGAAAAAACAGUGGGAUAUUGCAUAAUUCACAUUGAAUACACCCAGGCAGACGUCUGGCCCAGGUCCUCUGUUGUCCAUCAGCCGACACGUGGAGCUGUGUCUGCCCCCAGAAAGGCGUGGAAAUGCAGCCACAUGCACGAAGCACCCUGAGCUGGGCUUCAAGGCACGACAGGCACACCUGCCUUCUUAUCCAGGAGCAGGUGUGCCUGAGGAUGGUAAUCCCUGGAAGACCAAUUUCUCCUGCACUGCUGCCCCCAUCCCUGCUGCCUGCUGAAUUUAACAAUGUCUAGGCGAGGUGGCUGGCUUCCUUGGGCCCUGAGAACCCACACAGACCAUGUUUGUGUGCGUGGAGGGGACCCUGGGCCCCAGUCUCUGUCCCUCUGGCACAGGCUUUACAGUGACUCACCUCGGGUGUACCUGACGGUGGAGCCAACCAAGCAAGGUAGCUGUUUGUAGCCAGAACACGGUCAGCACGCUGGUUCCAUAUUCUCAGUCACAUAUGGGUCACACAAGCCCGGCCUGUGUCUGGAAUGGGAGUCCCCACAGGCAGCGUCAGAGCAGGCUAGGCAGGGUUCCUGGUAGGGGGACAGGGUCCUGGGACUGACGCUAUCCUUUCUGUUCUCCAACAGAGCACAUGCAUGUGCGGCCACGACCACCUCCCAGAACUCACCCUCCUGGCCUGUCCACAGAGCCCCAGCCCCUGGGCCAUGUUCCAGGCCCGCACACAAAACAGGUGACGCUGACGUGGCCUCCCUCAAGGGUCUCCUGCACAGCCAUCACCUCCCAGUCCUGCGCCCCACAGGCACUGCUGGCGGACGGGCCACCGGUCCAAGCCUCUGAGAGCCGCACACGUGUACUUCUCCACACCCCCCGGGGAGGCACAAGAACAACCGGACUUGUCUGGAGCACAUGGCUGGUGCGCCGCCUCUCCUGGGUCUGGGGGCCCCACACGGCCUCCCUCGGGCUUCAGUUGGGCUGCAAGGAAGGGCGCACACAGCCCGGGGCAUCCCGGGCCAAGGCCUCUAGUCUCAGGUGCCACCAGAGGAGGACACCGUGUGGUGGUGACCAUCACCCUGAGCAGGGCUAGCCGCACCACCAUCAAUCCUGAGCACAGCGGCCCAGUCCUCACUGUGGGACAUGCUGGCCGGGCCUCUGUGCUUCUUCAUCUGCAGCACUCCGGUCCUCGUGCUCCUGGAGCUGGCCAGACUGGAACCUGGCGUCACCUGUUCCCACAGCCUGUCCACAUCCUGGACUGUCCUGCUUCUGUCCCAGCCUGCUACCUAGUGAAGCUGCUUGUCGGGAUCUGUCUGAGGGGGAGUUUGCCUCUCCAAGGGAGCUAGCAUCCCCUGUGCGGAUCUCUGAGUGUUUCCCGUGCCCUGGCCUGUGGAGAAGAAAGUAUUGUGCAUGAACGAUCGGCGGCUCUGUCCACUGAAGCCUUCCCAGGACACAUUCAGAGGUAGUUUUCCUCAUGCCCCACAAGUAGAACCUCCCCGCAUUCUCUUGUCGGGGCGCUUGUCUCACCGGUUCCAGGGGAAGGCUGCUGGCCGGGCUGUGCCGAUCAGGCCCCUUCAAGGUCCUCAUCGACAGGGGCCCCCAGGGACCGCAUCCAUCUCCCAGAAUCUGUUUCAGGCCGACACAGGUCUAAAGGUGAGGCAGCAUCUGCAUCCCAAAAGCAGGAUGGCCGCCCUGGACCAGACCUUGCAUUGUGUGUCAGAUCUCUGCCAUGUUGCGAUGGGCUGUCCAGGGGUCAGGUGGGGUGGGCAGACGUUCAGAAGGCUGCCGUGCUGAUAGUCCCCAUCCCUUCUCUGGACCGCUCUUUGCUUCUAGAAAUAACUCUUUGAUGUAGCCUUAAUGGUCCACAAAGACAUUUCAGUCAGAUUCAAAGUUUGGAUGUUGAAAUAGAUGCCUUUUUAGAAAAGCAUCACCCAGAAGCUCAACUACAAGCAGGCCCCUUGCCCACUGCUGGGUUCCAGGCCACUGCUGGGACCGGGGAUGCUGGUGCGUGGACACGGAGUUGUCUUCAGAGUCGCUAGGUGCCAGGCAUUUUUGAAAGUCCAGAUUUCACAGCUUGAUUGUAUCAUGUUUUGCCUAUAAAAUAUUUAUUUGAACUGGGGGAUGAAUUAACUGUGUACACAGAGUAAUUGGGAUGAGUUCAGGUGAAGUAGAAACAGCAUACCAAAGACCAGGAGAAAGGACGAAGAGCGCCGGGGUCUCCGUCCAGUCCGUCCUGCGUCCCCCGCGUCCCCACGUCCUAUGUGUGGUGGCGCCCCGGACGUCCCGUCCGCGCUAGACCCUGCGAACAAUGCUGUGUGUGUUUUUACAGCCGUUUUUAAGAACCUAAUAUGGGUAUACAUGUAAUACCUGUAGGGGGACAGAUUCUCUGUAUGUUUAGUUAACAAAUUCUUUGUAAUGUAUUUUUUUAGAAAUCUUAAAAUUGCCUUUGCACUGAAGUAUUUUCAUAGCUGUUUCUAUCUCUUGAUUCAUUUAUUUGUUAACAUAACACAUCUGAUUUUUAAAGUAUUUUUUAAAGCUUUUAUUUUUUAAGUUGACAAACUUUUGGCCACUUUGCAUUUAAAUUCUGGUGGGAGUUCCAGCGGAAUGUCUCCAUAUCCAAUGAAUGUGAAGUCUCAGAUUUGAUUUUGUUCUCCCUGUUUGUGUUUGGUGCUCCCAGCAGCAGUGAUUCAUUGAAGGCAUAUUUAGAGCACAAUAUUUUGCUUGCUUGCUCUUCAUAGUUGAUUGCAGAUUUCAUCUGCUUUUUUGUGUGUUUUUUUUUUUUUAUUUCCAUCCUUCGGCCUUAAAAUAGAAGCUUCUCGAUGGAUGGUUUGGUAUCCUCUCUCCCCUGGGCUGAGACAGUCGCUACUUAACCUCUGAGAGUGUGCAUCUCAUUGUGGAAGUCACUAACCCCUUACACGCUCCAGAUGGCUUUCACCAGAUUGUUUGGGAAAUGCCCUGAGACUGCACCCGGUCCCUGGACAUGGACAGCGGGCGGGAGGCAGAGCAGAAGAGCCGCUGGGAUGGAUGUGUGCAUAGGACCCGGUGCCACCUCUCAUCUCCACUAGUUCCUAUUUACUUGCCUUAAAAUGACCUUCAAGCAAGUCCUGUCAACUUUAAACAUUUUUCUUAGUUUUGGAAAUCUUGUUCAGGACUGCCCGCGUUAAUGAACUCCCACACUGGCCCCAACUUCUGGUUCCGAACUGGCACACCAUCCAUCCCCUUCAGAGCAGGUCACCAAUAAAGCACAGGUGGUCCUGACCGGGUCCUCGUCUCCUGCUUUCAGCAACAUGUCCACUCAGGGCCACACACGUGCACGUGUACAAGCUCGCACGCACGUGCACACACACACACACAGUGCGCACAUGCUCCCUGGGCUCCAAGCAUCCUGCCUCCUUCCUAAGGGGACCCUGCCAGGAGCUCCAUGAACACAAGGCUCCUUGGACCUCGGGCCCAGGGCGUGCAAGGGGGCUAUGGAUGGACGAUGCUGCAGGGCCGCUGCCUAACAAGCGCCGCCUCCUCAGGGAGGCCUCCCAGCUGACGCCUCCCACAGCUCCGCCCAUAGGACAGGUGACAGAGAGCAGUGUCUGGACCUCCGAGCUGCGGGGCCUCUGCCUGCACCUGGGAGCCUUGGCUGGCCCUCUGCCACGGACAGCUGGGGGAAAAGACAUCCUCCCCUUGGCAACUCCGGUUAGAACCCACAUCAGCCAGUCCCAUGCGUUUGACUCUGUAGGGUGAACACAGACCAGACACGACCCCCAUGGGGGCGGUGGCUGCCCGAGGAAAGGAGGCCCACACGCCCGGCUUCUGCAUUGGCGAGUUUAUAGAAUUGUUUGGCCUGGUGAGAUUUUGCAGCUUCAAGUACAGAAAUGCCUCCUACAUGCUGUUCUAAUUAGCCUCAAAUUGUUGCACAUCAAGUGUCCCGUGCAGCCUAAAGCGAGUUUUCCAGCCUUUUUCUUUAAAAGCAGGAAGUUUGUCCGUGUUGCACUGACUGGUAAUAAUCUAAUGCAACUCCUCCUACUUUACUUUGAAAUCCACAUUAUUCAUGUAACAGCUCUGGGUCAUAUUUCGGUGUGUGGUUUCCUGCCUUCUACAUUUCUUUUGGAAACUUCCCAUUUAAAAACAGGAAAAAUGUCAGUUGGCAAAUGCAUUUUUUUUUUUUAAGUUAGAGGGUUAGGUGAAUGGGAGUGAGAAUCAUUCUGAUAUUGUCUAUAAACAAAGCUUUAACGAUGAUGCAUUGGAAGUAUUAAAGUGUGAUUCUACUUUUGCAGAAAAAAUCUAAAGAUCAGUUUAUAUAGCUUUAUUUUUUAUCUUCUCGAAGUAUACAGAAUUUUAAUAUAUAUUGUCUCUGACUUAAAAUUAUGAUGUGCAUUGCCAUUUAAAAUGUCCAUUCAUUAUGUAAUGCAAUAAAAGAGAAUCUUCAAAAUGUAUUUAACAUGAAUGGUAUCUAUAGUUGUCAUCAUCAUAAAUACUGGAAUUUAUUUUUAAUUAUGAAAUAUAUUAGGUGCAGUUAAGAUAAUAAAUCAGUCUCCAGGUAGUAAUGUUUGAUUGAUAAUAAUUCAUUAACCCACUUUAAAUUGUGAUUAAACCAAAUCUUACAUUUCUGUAAAGUUUAUUUUGUAUGCUCCUGGUUUUAACUUUUAUUUCUGUAGAUAAUAUCGAUGAUAAUUAUAUCAGACUUUUCUGCAGAUUAUUUAAGCAGGAAACUUGAAUCUGCUUGCAAUAAAGAUGAAAGAAAUGU
Messenger RNA from Nyctereutes procyonoides (raccoon dog), 10741 nucleotides. It is a transcript of the gene ATP11A, whose product is annotated as ATPase phospholipid transporting 11A. The record is from RefSeq and is a predicted model, not a curated record. Gene Ontology annotation, cellular component: trans-Golgi network; endoplasmic reticulum; recycling endosome. Gene Ontology annotation, biological process: phospholipid translocation. Bases 50 to 3454 code for a protein of 1134 amino acids. Gene Ontology annotation, molecular function: ATP binding; ATP hydrolysis activity; ATPase-coupled intramembrane lipid carrier activity. The transcript has 29 exons. Lineage: Eukaryota; Metazoa; Chordata; Mammalia; Carnivora; Canidae.